This is a messenger RNA of Pseudonaja textilis, 3104 nucleotides long. It is a transcript of the gene PLEKHA8, whose product is annotated as pleckstrin homology domain containing A8. Gene Ontology annotation, biological process: intermembrane lipid transfer; ceramide transport. Gene Ontology annotation, molecular function: ceramide 1-phosphate binding; ceramide 1-phosphate transfer activity. The record is from RefSeq and is a predicted model, not a curated record. Gene Ontology annotation, cellular component: cytosol; membrane; cytoplasm. NCBI's taxonomy places the organism in Eukaryota, Metazoa, Chordata, Lepidosauria, Squamata, Elapidae.
GGAGGGCGGGCCGGACUUCUGCCAGCCUCAGGAUGGCCUUGGCUGUCCGUGCUUCAGCUGUGGGGCUGAGAGCAUAAAAGUUUCCCGGGGGAAGGCCAGGGGCAAGGUUUCCCCUGUCCCAAGCAGAUCUGGAUGGGGGGACCUUGUCAUUAUGGAGGGGGUACUAUACAAAUGGACCAACUAUCUAAGCGGCUGGCAACCUCGAUGGUUCCUUCUUGCAGGAGGUGUGUUAUCCUAUUAUGACUCACGGGAAGAUGCUUGGAAAGGCUGUAAGGGGAGCAUUCAGAUGGCAGUUUGUGAAAUUCAAGUUCAUUCUACAGAUAAUACACGCAUGGAUUUGAUGAUUCCUGGAGAACAGUGUUUUUAUCUCAAAGCUAAAGAUACAGCUGAAAGACAAAAAUGGUUGGUUGCCCUGGGAACUGCCAAGGCUUGUUUGACAGAUAUUCGGACAUUAAAAGAAAAAGAAUUUACAGAAAAUACUGAAAUGUUGAAAACAAAAAUGGCAGAACUUAGAUUAUAUUGUGACCUCCUGGUUCAGCAAGUGGAAAAAAUUAAAGCAAUUACUACAACUUCACACGUUCAGCAUGGAAUUAAUAUGGGAACACUAUUGAACUCCAGUUGUGCCACAUUCCUGAAGACUCUUGAAGAAUGUAUGCAGAUUGCAAAUGCUGCCUUUUCUUCUGAAUUGCUUCAACAUACUCCAGGAGAAACUUCAUAUUCAGUUAUUCGCAAAUUAAACAAGCUGAAACUUCCUGCCAUACUUAGCCGCAGUGUAACAGAAAGGAAGAUGGAACUAAAGCAAUAUGAAAAUGGGUCUAUUUAUAAAAAUACUACCCUUCAUGAAAAAACUUUUAUUGAAAAAUCACCCCCUGUACCCCUAAAGAGAAGCGAAAGGAAAGGUAGCCCCAGUAAAGAUGGAGAAAACAAGCUGCUACCACAAGGGAACAUUCAAGACGACAAACCUUUAGAGCCUUUAGAAGAACAUGUAAACAGAUCAGCAGACACAGAUCUUCCUACUUUCUUCAGUGCUAUGAAAUAUAGAUUUAGUGAUAUCAAGCUUUUUGAUGAUGGGGGAAUACCAACAGAAGAAUUUCUGAAUUCCUGUUAUGAAAUAGUUCCAGUCUUGGACAAACUUGGACCCACAGUCUUUGCCCCUGUUAAAAUGGAUUUUGAAGGAAAUAUAAAGAAAAUAAAUCAGAAAUAUAUAACCAACAAAGAGGAUUUCUGUACCCUUCAAAAAAUUGUCCUUCAUGAUUUGAGCACUGAAGUGGCGCAAAUUCGACACUCUGCUACACAGGCCCUCCUCUGGCUUAAAAGAGGUUUAAAAUUUUUGAAGGAGUUCUUGACAGAACUAAAGAAUGGAGAGAAAAACAUCCAAACAGCACUGAACAAAUCUUAUGGCAAAACAUUACGACAGUAUCAUGGCUGGGUUGUUCGAGGAGUUUUUGCGCUAGCUCUAAGAGCAUCUCCCACCUAUGCAGGCUUUGUGGCUGCGUUGUCGCUUGCAGAAUGUGAAAAUCAAGAAGAAGCUUUUUAUCAUGGAAUGCAGCGGGACCUUAAUAUUUACCUACCAGCCAUGGAAAAGCAGCUCAACAUCUUGGAUGCAUUAUAUGAAGAACAUGGACUAGAGUCAGAUGAAGUGGUCUGACCUCAGCUCAACUUUGUUUUCAAUAUUCAGGGAUUCUGUCCAUCAGUGUACUAUGUUGCUCUUUUCCUCAGAAAGCUGUAUCUGUUUUUGUUUUUUUUCCAUACAUGGGAAAGAAUUCCAUGCUGCUUCUUUUUUUUAAUAUACAGUUUUAAAAAAAUACUUGUUUUGUGUUUAAAUGCAAAGUUGCUGUUUAAUCUAGCUGGGUUCCACCUAUCUUUACGGCAAGAUCCUUAGAAUAGAGAUAUAUUGUUUAUUUAAUGAAUAACAGGCCAAAUAUGGAAGUGGUUCCAGUCUGAGGAGUUUAGUACCAUUUGGUUGGACAUUUAAAACUUGCUGAAGCAUUUAUUCCAACCCAGUGAUAUAUACCUGUAACUGUAAAACUCAGCCAAUUCACAUUAGAGUCUGUCUUGUAAAGGAUUUAUAUCACAACUACAUCUUUGCUCUCCCUUCUUUUGCCAAGUUCACAUUGAAUUUUGAAACUAUUGGCUGUAUCUAUUAAGGGAGCUAUAGCAAUGAACCAGCUCUAUUCUACUUAACAGGUAUGAUACACCUCUUAAUAGAAUUUAUUUCUUCUAACCUGGAGCUGUGGUUUCAUAAUAGCCCAGAAAUACCAGGAAAAAAGAGGGUUAAUUCUGCCCUGUGCCAUAAUUGGAUUUAGUCCUUUCCAGUGCUAAUAACCAAAUGCCCUUGGAUUCUAGGACUGGAAGUAUAUACCUAACAUCAUAUAGUGCAAAAGUGUCUCAAACUGAUAUGCUCUGGAUUGGGCAGAACUUUUGCUAUUCCUACACUUUUCAUAUUAGAAGCCUACAUUUUAUGGUUGGUCUAGCACUAUCAGAUCUGGCUAAAUUUAGAACAAAAUGAGAUAAAUAGUCCAUAAUAGUGGGAAACCUUUAACAUUCUGUAUAGGCUGGCCCAUCUAUAUGAAUGUGCUUAAAGCAAACUUAGAGUAUUUUUUAGGUUUUAAAUUAUUAGGAACUAUUAAUUAGAAAUUUCAAAGAAAACUUGAAGUUUUAGGAUUAGAAAACUAAGUUGGUAUCUGGAUAUAGCUACCUGAUGAUCUACCUGGGUAAUAAAUUGCUAGUCUAUAAAAUUUGAAACAUUCUAUAAUUAACUAAGCACAAAUGCUGUCAUUUAUACAUACCUGCAUUUAUGUCAAUAGAAUGAUUGUAGAAAAUUGUAUUUUGCCAUCUUAAUCAAAUGCAAUGAUUGGAUAACUCAGGAAAUCCAGAAACUUUAUCUAUUGUUUCUCUUUUUAAGCAUUUAUAUUUUGCUUUUAUAUUCAAUAUACAAACAAUGAAGUUUGGAAUUCAUUAUAGAAACACUUAACCAAUGGUCUUAUCAUGUUAUUUUGUGAGCAAUUGGUACAUGAAAUAUGUUUUUUCCAUCACACAUUUAUAUGCCCAUGCUUUUUUUAGAAAUAGUUUCUUUUUGAAGUCAUAAGGCCGUAUUAAAAAAG